Numida meleagris (helmeted guineafowl) is the source of this 3302-nucleotide messenger RNA. RefSeq names its product alpha-1,3-mannosyl-glycoprotein 4-beta-N-acetylglucosaminyltransferase C. Gene Ontology annotation, molecular function: acetylglucosaminyltransferase activity. Lineage: Eukaryota; Metazoa; Chordata; Aves; Galliformes; Numididae. Gene Ontology annotation, biological process: protein N-linked glycosylation. Bases 1801 to 3201 code for a protein of 466 amino acids. The record is from RefSeq and is a predicted model, not a curated record. The transcript has 4 exons.
ACGAGGUAGUAACUAACCCUGAGCUGAGUUUUAACACCAGAUCUCGUCUCAAGCAGGAGUAACUGAGCCCUUCCUUUCUGUUGGCCAGCUGUUCUGCUGGGCAAAGCUUUUGGAAAGUAGAGUGACUGGGAGGAGGGAGAGUUGAAUUUAAUAAGCAAAUACCCUGCGGUCCCUGUGUGGCUGCCUGGCAGGAGUUUCUUGUAUGUGUCUCUGCUGCAAUGUAAAUCACCACCAAGGGCAUCUGCCCCAAAGUUGGAUCUGUGUUAGAGGCUCUGUGAUGUUAACUUCAAACACGUUUGGGAAAACUCCAAACUCAGUUCCUGAUCUUAGCGCUGCUGAGCGAGUGCGUUGGAACUGACGUUAAGUUGUGAAAUGAGACGAGUCAGAGAGAGAGAGUGCAAGAGAAGUGCUGUAACUGAUAGCAGAGCUGGUCCCUGCGAUAGGGAGCCUGUGCUGAGUUGUGGCUUCCUGCAGUGUGCAAGAUAGCACGAGCUUUCUGCCUUCAGAUCAGGGCGUUAGGGCUCUGUAGGGGCUGCUGGAGCAAAGGGAUCGUCUUAUCUUCGUGCAGCACGUGUACGAGGGAGCAGCUGCAGGGCAGCGUGUGAGUAUCAGACCUCACGGUGGUCUUGGUGAGGAGCCCCUGGUGGCGACUUUCUCCAGCAGAAGCUUCCAGCAGAGCCUGCUCCAGCAGCACGUGGCUCUGCUGGGCAGCUCAGGAGGGGGGGGGGGGGGGGGGGGGAGCUUCCUGCAGCUUGUGCUGUGAGGUUGGGAGAUUGAAAUGCAGAGACCCCUAACCCAGAGAGCCACCUCUUCCACUCCAGCCUUUUUCAACAUAGAAACGCAUAAGAACAACUGAUUCAUUUUUUUUUUUUUUUCAUUAUUAUUUUUUUCUUCGCAAGCAUCCCCACGCGGCGUUGGGCUGACAUCCCUUUCUGCAGGCAUGGCUCUGAGUGCUCCCGUUAGCAGCUGGGUAGUGCCAGGUCCGUAGGCCCGGUGCGCGGGGCCCUCUUUCACCUCCUCUUUGUUCCACUGGGGACCUGAAUAAUGCAGGGCUGUAAGCGGAUCCCGCACGGCUCUCGGGUUUCCUGCAGAGCUCGGAGGGGCUGUGCCUCCAGCCGCCUCGCUGCCCCGUGUGCUGGGAGCCAUUGUGGGGCUGCUGUCCCUGCGGGGGCCCCUGGGGCCUGGCCUGGAUCUUCCUCGCUGCAGGCGGCCUCGGUGUCCCGCAGUCCCGAAUUAAGGCAGGAAAAAGCCAGGAGCCGGGCUGCAGGCUCUUGGGGCUGGUUGGGGUUGGACAUUGCACAUUGAGCCCGAGCAGCCUUUGGGAUUCAUGGAAUCCGGCUGGAAAAAGACCUCUGAGAACCCCAAGUCCAACCCCACUGUGCCCACUGCCCACGUCCCUCAGUGCCACAUCUCCACGGUUCUGAACAGCUCUGGGGACAGUGACCCUGUCUCCCCGGGCAGCUGUGCCAGUGCAUUCACCGCUCUUCUUUAGAACAAAUUGUUCCUAAUAUCCAACCUGGACCUCCCCACUGAGCACAGGGUUGGACUGCAAGGGUGGCAGGCAGCCGCCCCUCUCUGCUGCCACAUCGCAGUCGCGGGUGCAGGUUCAGGCCCCGUUCCCCGCUUCCUCCCACCGGGGCAGGAAGCGCUGAGCCCCGGUUCCUUCCUGUGCUGGGACGGGGCUGUGGAGAGGAGGACUGAGCCGUGAGCGGACCGCACCGCCCUGGGCCUUCCUCAGCUGGGAACGUCCCUGCGCUGAGAACCAGGGCCUAGAAGGGCUCAGCAGGCCGGCCCGGUGCUAUGCGAUGCUCCCCGAAGCGCUCUCUCACAGCUGCGUUCACAGCCUCCUGCCUCCUCCUCUUCCUCCUCCUCCUGCGUGGGAGCAGCUGGCAGGGGCAGGAUCCCCAGGAGGUGGAGUUUAGGGAUCUGCCUUCAGACAUGGUCCUGAAGAUGCUGAAGCAAGAAGGGGCUCUGCGCAUUCUCCAGGACGUGGACGAGCUCUCUGCACCCCGCAACAUCUCCUACCAACUCCUUGCUGGUUCCCUAUCACCCCACAAAAAGUUCUUGGCGGUGGGGCUGGCGUCGGUGCGACGACCGCGUGGGUAUUACCUCCCAGCCACGCUGCAGUCCCUCUUCAAGCAGUCAUCGGAGGAGGAGCUGCAGGAGAUGGUGGUGGUGGUGCACCUGGCUGAUGCAGACCCCGGCUGGAACGCCCAGGUGGCCGCUGACAUCAGCCACAGGUUCGCUCACCACAUCCUCCUGGGUCGGCUCGUGCUUAUCCAUGCUCCCCACGAGUUUUACCCGACCCUGGAAGGCCUCAAGAGAAACUACAACGACCCAGAGGAGCGGGUGAAGUUCAGGUCCAAGCAGAACGUGGAUUACGCCUUCCUCUUCACCUUUGCUGCCAACCUCUCCUCCUACUACUUGAUGAUUGAGGACGACGUGUGGUCUGCCAAGUCCUUCCUCACCGCCAUCCGCAAGGCCGUGGCCUCCCAGGAAGGCUCCAACUGGGCCACCCUUGAGUUCUCCAAGCUGGGCUACAUCGGUAAGCUCUACCGCUCCAGUGACCUUCCUCGCUUGGCUCGCUUCCUCCUCCUCUUCUACCAGGAGAUGCCCUGUGACUGGCUGCUCGUCCACUUCCGCCUCCUGCUCACCCAGAAGGACGUGAUCCGCUUCAAGCCCUCCCUCUUCCAGCACAUGGGCCUCUACUCCUCCUUCCAAGGUACCGUCAACCGGCUGGAGGAUGACGAGUUCGAGGCCGAUGCCAUGGACCUUCCGGACAACCCACCAGCAGCCGUGUUCACCAGCAUGCUCGUCUUUGAGAACUAUGAGCCCUCCAAGGCUUACACCACAGCAGAGGGCUAUUUCUGGGGGAAAAACCCAGCAGCUGGCAGCGUCUUCUGCAUCGUCUUCCACCAACCAGCCCGCAUCACCCGUGUCCGGGUGCGAACAGGCUCCAAUGAGCGCCGCGGGGACUUCCUGCGUGCAGGGGUUCUGGAGCUGGGCCGGGGGCGGCGGGCUGACGGCCGGGACUGCUCUGUGUACAUCACCGUGGGCACCUUUGAGAAAGGGAACUUGGAGCAGCAGGGGCUGGAGAAGGGAGCGCCCAGCCCCGUGGAGUGCGUGCGGAUCCGGGUGACCCAGAGCCAGAGCGAGUGGCUCAUCAUCCAGAGCGUCGAUAUCUGGACUGCACGCACCUGACCGGGGCUGUGACGGGUCACCGCCGUGGUUGGACUCUGCUCAAAGAGGAGCUUUACUUUUCUCAGCCCCUUUUUUGAUGGGGAAUUAAAUUAUUCAGUCAA